Cherax quadricarinatus is the source of this 5597-nucleotide messenger RNA. NCBI's taxonomy places the organism in Eukaryota, Metazoa, Arthropoda, Malacostraca, Decapoda, Parastacidae. The record is from RefSeq and is a predicted model, not a curated record.
AUGCCUAGGUAUGGUGCCCUCGUCUUCUUCCCCCGCAACACACUGCCUGGCUUAGAACUCCUGGCUACGUUAGCACUAGCCAGGCACGUUACCAAUGCAACGCCCCCACACUGCCGUCCCACAUCAAGUUUAACAGUACUCCAUGCCAGCCCUCAGUGUCAAGUGUCGUGGAUUCGGUCACGUGAUUUGACAGUAUUAGCAGUGGAUCAGCUGACAGUCACCACAGACUCCAGGUUCACUGUGGUGCACCCUGAGGAGACUGAAGACUGGCUGUUGGAGAUACAUGGGGUGGUGGACACGGACGAGGGCACGUACGACUGUCAGGUCAACACUCAUCCCAAGAUCUCCACAAAGUUUCACCUCAAGGUCCUCCCUGACAGAGGGCAAGUGUCUAUCCUGGAUCUUCCUGUGUCAGAUACUGGCGUUAUCUCUCAGUCUGAAGCAGUGGGCGCCCCGGAAGACGACUCAGCGCUGCGGGUACGGGUGCUGGGACAGCGGUGGGUGCGGCUACCUACAGGAGGAACGCUACAGCUGGUGUGUGAGGUAUCAGGGAAGGCACUAACGGAGCUACACGAGUACUCUCUCCUCUACAGUGAUCCUCUCAUUUCGUGGACCCUCGACGCUAUCCCAGUCACUUCACUCUGGCCCCAUACUAAGGUUGUGGUUCGGGAGUCGUGGGGAGGCGAUGUAGUGGAGUCUCAGCUGGAGGUGAAGACGCUGCAUCCUUCUGAUGGAGGAACCUAUGCGUGUCUUGUGCCCCACGCUCAGCCAGACCGCGUCACACUCACUGUCACACAAUCUGUAGAGACUACGUCGAAGUUGGCGUCAUCAGACCAGGGCGGGAAAUCAAGAUACGGAAAGGCCCCAGGAGCAGAGCAGAGUACAGCAGCAGGCGCAGCAGGGAGGGCGGCGUGGAUCAGCGGGGCCAUCAUCCUCCUCCUCUUGCUGGUCCAGGCGGCCCUCUGUAUCUUCUACAUCAAGAAAGUCUGAGAAUUUGGUCUCUCGAGUGUGUGUAUGGUAAUGCCAAAGGAAUACAGAGACGUUUAUUUUUUAAUCCGUGGUGGAGGCUUCCCUUGAAGUGGUGCGAGCUUCCUGAGGAGAUUAAUCACGUGCAAUUCAUAUUUCACUUUAUGAGAGUUUCAGGGACAUUUAGUUUUUUACUUUACAGCAAAUUAUAAGAACUUCCGACUGUAAUCUUAGUGUCCAUUAAUGGAUAAUGAUUUGGGCCUCAGGAAAUGUUUACAGCUUUGUGUUGGGUUGUUCUUUAGGAUAACUUAAUGUAUUGCCUGUGUAGCCAGCUGGUCAUGAUUCUCAAGCUACCUGUCCCCAACCUGUACUGUACGGGGGACUAUAUGGUUUCUGUAACCUUAGUCACCUCUACUCCAGUUGAAAUUAGGUUAUGAAAUAUAUUAUUGAUGUUUUCUUCUACUUAAUAUUAAAAAAUCAUGCAGAUAAUACCAGCAUGGAAGCGACAGCCGAAGCUAUAUACACAAAAUAUAUACGUAUACACCAGUGUAUGUGUGUGUGUGCAAUGAUAAUUAUGCAGCACAAGACGUUAUUUGAACAAUGUUUUGCUCUGAGUAUAGCUUUUUCAAGUGUACUUACGAGCAAAACAUUGCCCAAAGACUCUGCAAGCUUUUGAAUCCAAAUCACAGAACGGGUGGGGCUCCAACUCAUGGCACGAGUGCCGUAACACUGCUAGGCCAGUGUGCUAACCACACAGGUGUUGGCGCUACUUGUGUGUAUCAAACACAGGUUGACGUUGCGCUCUUCAACAACUGCAUAGUUGUAAACAACCCGCCUUGUACGAUUUUAUCUCAGGAAAGACAUUUUGAAGUUUGUAAUUUGCAAGUUCCUGAUGUUCAAAUUUUUUCAUAACAUGAUAAAUUAGACACAUGUUUAACACUUAGGUAUCUUUAUUGUGGAAACGUUUCGCCACACAGUGACUUCAUCAAAAAAAGAAUGGUUGAAGAUCAGGAAUUUGAGGUAAUCAGUCACCCAGCCUGGAAUCGAUUUAAUCAGUACCUCAGUUUUGAUAAAGCUGCUGGACUAAUUACACCAAUUUUGAUAACACUGAUGGACUGAUUACAUCGACUUAAGUUAAGGGACUGACUACCUCAAACUCCUUCUGAUCUUCAAUCAUUCUUGUCUGUAUUGGACUGAUGAAGUCAGUGUGGCGAAACGUUUCCACAAAUAUACACAAGUGCUACACAUGUGUAAUUCAUCAACUUGUCGGUUCUUUGAACUAUUUAUCUACAUUUCAUAACAUUCAUCGCCUCACCAUACGCUUAUUCCUCUGCAAUAUAUUAAAAAAAAGGCAUUAGACCCAUUUUGGUCAUUCAGCGCCGACCUUUUCAGUAUAUUUUUUUAAUAAAUCAUCUCAGUUUUGUUUCUUUCACGACCCAUUCCUGUUUUAACACCCACAGUUCAAACUACAGAUCAGAAGUCAUUUUAUAUCAAUAUUAUACUUUAAAUGUAUUGUAUAUUAUAUGUUUGGGAUAAUAUAUUAGUUUGUAUAUUUAGAAUUAUCUUAAUACCUGGUCAUCUGUACUGCGUACUCCGGAAAGAGUAACGUGUAGUAUUGUUGGUACAUUAUUAUAUUCAAGAUUAAGACGUAUACCCCUAAUGGUCAUACAGCGCUUGGGAAAUGGAAGGUAAUCAGUUUUGAUCCGAGGAAGGGAAGGGUAGCUCCAUUUGAUUAUAUCAAAGAGGUUUACACAAAGGCAACCCCUACAUGAAGGGUUUCUGUAUUAUAUUAACCCCACGUAGCCUAGCCACAUGAAUAAAACUUUCAUCAAGCUUUUACUGGGAUGAUGUUUCGCUGUGUCGAGCUUUAUCAAGAGUAAACGGUUUUUCCAAUUAAAGCUUGUAAACGUUAUGUCUGUUAUUCACUAUCAGAGUUUGGUACCCAUCCCCCCACUACUAAACUUAGGUCUUGCCAAGCGAGACAUUUAUUACGACUCUCCAGGAACGUUAUCCCGCCAACACAAACAGAUCAAGGACACAAAGGGUAUACAAAGUGAACGUAGGAAACUUUGGAAGAACAAAAGCGCUGCUGUAGGACUACUGGACCUUGCUAGUAGAAGUGACUCAUGAAGGCAAGUUUAUUGCUCUAAGAAUGAUUCUUGCUUAUACGUCGGUGAUGAUCAAGCUGCCGUUUUCUUGCAUAAUUAGUAUUUCAAAUGAAACAUUGAUGUUUCAGGGUAUUCGAGUGUUGUGUAAAAGGUAUCAGAGUAAUGUGGUUUAAGACGAGUUCAAGGCAGGAGCGGAUCUACUAUGAAACUAAUGAAGCUUAAGCUUGAGGGCCCCUAAUACCGGAGGGCCCCCAGAAGCCACUAUAGUCCACAUUGCUUAAUUUUUUUUGGGUCUACUGUAUGAGAAGGGUUUUCUAAAAAAAAAUAUUAAUAAUAUAGUGUAAACAGAAGUUAAAAAAUAAAAGGUUAUGAAAGUAGGCCAAUCGUUGCUGUUUGCGAAGGGGCCCCCAUGAAAGUUCAAGCUUCAGGGCCCCAAAAAUGUAGGUCCGCCACUGGCUCUAGGUACGAUGUUCUAAUGUUCUUUCACGAGUUAUAAAGAUACCAACUGAUUUCUUAAUAUACAACUGUAACACUUUUGAAUAUUUGGGGUCGCGAGUAAAGUCUGAGCAAGAAUCAAAAUAUUCUUGUUCGGAGCAGACAAGACAUCUUUUUGUUUGUGUUGUAGCAUUGUAUCAAUAUUUAUGGUGUUCAGUGGUAUUAAAACCCACGUCAUGAGGCAUCACUCGGUGAUGCAGUAGGGAAUCGGUUCAGUUGAAACACUGAUUUCGGCUUAAGGUACAAAGUUAUGAUGUUCCUAUUUUGUUUUAUGCAAUACGGAAGGAAAUGUUGUUCCCUUGAAAGUUAGCCUAUAUAAUUUGUCAAUGGAGCGAGCGAGGUAGACGUCGGCACAGAUUCCGAGUUAUUCUUCGGGUAGAUUUAAAGCAUUUUUCCCAUGAAAUUUUAGAGAAAUGAAAGAAAUUUUGAGAUAUAUUUUGAACGUUCAGAUUUAUUUUUAUUAUAUUCCUGGGGAAGCGCUAAAUGUAUAAGGGUCACAGAGCGGCUGAUUGUUUGGAUAUUGACAUUUUGGAACAGAGAAAAGUCGGGUAAGCAUUCAACACGGAAAAAUAAGGAACAUAUAAAAUUGAAGCUUGAGUAAAUUUUCAGUAUUCAAGAAAAUAAACUUGUUUAAUGCAAAUUUUCCCGUCACCGAGAAGAAAGAACCAAAAGGUCCUAAAUUAUCCUCAACAGCAAAGUAUUUAAUAUACAAAAUAUUAGAUUUCAGCUGAAUUUUCCACCUUAAAAUGCAAUUUAGAGUUUUGAUUUAAAAUAAUUUAAAAGAGGGCGACCCAAGAAUGCAAUGAGUAAUAAAGUCGAUAAAGAUGAAAAUAGGAGGAGGAGGAUAUAAAGAAGGAAUAAGUAAUGAAGAGCAAUUUGAGUGGGUGAGAGGCUCUUGAUCCAAGGACAUGGGCCUAUCCUUCUUUUCCUCGAAUCGAAACUGAUUCUCCCUAAUUAUCUAUGUGAUGCUGGACCCUUACAAGUUUAGCGCUUCCCACUUUGAUGAUCUGUUGGGGUAGUUUAUUUUUUUUAUUACCCAGAGGGUUACUAACCCAGGGUAACCCAAGAGUAAUAUACCCAGAGGGUUACUAACCCAGGGUAACCCAAGAGUAAUAUACCCAGAGGGUUACUAACCCAGGGUAACCCAAGAGUAAUAUACCAGAGGGUUACUAACCCAGGGUAACCCAAGAGUAAUAUACCCAGAGGGUUACUAACCCAGGGUAACCCAAGAGUAAUAUACCCAGAGGGUUACUAACCCAUGGUAAUCCAAGAAUAUCCUCACCAGGGUAACCAGGGUUACCCUGGUUAAUCCAGGGUAACCCAAGAUUAAUCACAGAGGAUUAAUAACCCAGGGUAACCCAAGAAUAUCCACAGAGGGUUAACCCAAGACAUCAAAACACUGUCUUUAUUUCCGAGCAUUUAAAUGAGGGUAAUGAUUCAGAAAAAGUCCAGCGUCCGUGUCAACACCACCACCCAUGUUUUAUGGGUGCGUCGCGUACGUGUCCUGUCAUGUAUCUGGUGCCAGGUACGGGUCAUGUGUAUCUUCUGUUACGUAGGUACGCAUGUAUUUUGUCACGUAUAUGUCAUAUACCUGGUGUCAUGUGCCUUGUCACGCACGUGUCAUAGUAUGUAUCAUGGGCCAUGUAUAAUUCUGAAUUGAGUCUGUAAUGGCGUAGGGAUACCCUGGAAGCUUCGCCCUUACAAGAGGUGGCGUAGAGAGACCCUGGACGCUCCGCCUUUACAAGAGGUGGCGUAGGGAGACCCUGGACGCUCCGCCCUUACAAGGGUUCCAAUAGUCAUAAUUAAUAAAAGUACCAUAAAUAUUUUUUUUUAAUUUCAUUACCCUUUACCGUCUUUUUCCACGCAUGUUUAAUAUAGACAAUUUUAAAAGAUCACCGCGAGGUGUAUGUCUCGACGUAUAUAUACAGAGUGUUUUAAUUCCUAAUUUAGUGGUUCAAGUGUAUGUGACUGCCGGCAAACAGGUGACAUUCAGUGUUAAAGACCCUCUUGUAGUCGGCAGGUUUCAAA